AUGAGUUAUAAUUCAACGGGCACCAUAAUCACUCGUUUGACCGCCAAAAAGCAAUUACUUUGUGCUGCUCAAUGUGGAAAUCAAUUUGCUAAUUGCAAUACUGCUGUAUUUGAUAGUUUGACUACUCCUCAAUGUUCGCUAUAUAGCGGAAGCGUAACACCAGCAAAUCUUACCGUCUCGAUGAAUACAAUAGUUUAUGACUUUCAACAGACUACUCCGAUCUUGUAUCAUUGGAAUACUACGAGUAUUACUGUAGUUGGUGCGAGUAAUGGUUCUGCAGGCACAGCAGCUAAUCUGCUCGCUCGACCAUAUGGCACCGCAUUAGGUUCAUUGAACUCACUUUAUAUUGCCGAUCUUAACAACAAUCGCAUACAAAAAUGGUUAAUUAAUGCAUCGAAUGGUACAACGGUGGCUGGUCUAUCAAAUAGAGCUGCUGGUGCAAACUCAGUUGCUUUAAACUUGCCCGACUGUGUUGUGCUUGAUUCCAAUGAUAAUAUGUAUAUUCCAGAUAGAGGUAAUCAUCGAGUUGUAUAUUGGGCAAAUGGUGCAUCAUCUGGCAUUACGAUUGCCGGUACUACAGGUAUUUCGGGAUCUGCAAACAAUAAGUUUAAUAGUCCGGCUGGUAUAGCCCGUGACUCAAGCACAGGUACACUUUAUAUAGCCGAUACAUACAAUCAUCGUAUAAUGAAAUAUUUGGUGAAUGCUACUUCGGGUACAGUAGCUGCUGGUGGUAAUGGUGCAGGAACUGGCAAUACACAACUUCUUUUAAUUGCUAAUCAUCAAACCAACAAUAUUGUUCGUUGGGUGUUAGGUGUAAGUAGCUGGACACUCGUCAUUGGCAGUCCUACUGGAUUAAGUGGUAGCACAUCGACACUUCUCAAUGGACCGAUCGGGAUCACAUUAGAUCCAAUAGGCAAUAUCUAUGUAGCUGAUUCACUAAAUCAUCGCAUUCAAUUCUUCUUUGCAGGCCAAUCCAACGGCACAACGGUUGCUGGCGUCACAGGUUCAUCUGGCAUUAGUCCGAGUCAAUUAAAUACUCCCUAUUGGGUAAUAGUUGAUGAUCAACUAAACUUAUAUGUAUCCGAUCAUUUUAACAAUCGAGUUCAAUUUUUUUCAUAUUAUUAA
Adineta steineri is the source of this 1125-nucleotide messenger RNA. The record is from the annotation of a GenBank genome assembly. NCBI's taxonomy places the organism in Eukaryota, Metazoa, Rotifera, Eurotatoria, Adinetida, Adinetidae.